AUGCCUAACAACAUCGAAGCCUCCGUCAUCGUUCCCCUAAAGAACUCGGGAUUUUCCAAAAUCCUCGACCACCUCGAGAAAGGCGCCGUCGCCGAAACGGCCAUUCUCUCCCCAGAUCACUUCCUAGAAAUCAGCGACAUUCUAGGACAGUCAGAUGUCAACAUCGCCGCCUCUGCAUCACUGGUGAUAGACAUCAUCCGCACCACGCGACACUUAGAAAUAUCGGUGAACCGUGAAGACUUAGACCCAGCAACUAGAGCCCUCAUAGUGCUGGAAGACCAGAAGAAAAUCCGCGCAAUGGCGCUACACCUCCUCCCCGACAACUUCAGCGACCUUGUAGACAUCGCGAAGAAACGCGUUGGAGAGAGAUUAGAAAGACCCCCGCGCCCUACCAAGAAAGCGCGAGUAGACCGCACCUGCAUCUGUCGACGAUGCGGAGGAUACGGACACACCUUUAGAAAGUGUCCAGACGCUGUGUGCUGCAUCUGCAGCGAAAUCGGACCCAACCACCUGUCGGUCCAUUGCCCUCAACUCGGAGAAGAAUCAUCCCUCCCAGAGUUUCGAGACGACGAGGAAUACUACGAACUCCUCGUAGAUUGGGAGAAGAACCACGUCGCGCUAGAAGAACUAAUCGCGAACAACCCCGCGCCGCGCUCGCCCACUCCCUCCUAUACCCGCAGUACCACUGCCACUCCAGACGAAGAAACCCGGGAGAGAGUUUUGUCGUAG
Molecule: messenger RNA, 729 nt
Organism: Suillus plorans
Lineage: Eukaryota; Fungi; Basidiomycota; Agaricomycetes; Boletales; Suillaceae
Exons: 1
Coding region: 1-729 (242 amino acids)
Molecular function (GO): zinc ion binding; nucleic acid binding
Source: RefSeq, a predicted model, not a curated record